CCGUCAUCAACCCAUCGACUCUUCAACACCGGGCGACCGAGCACCGGGGCCCGAGCCAGCGCCAUGAGCGGCGACCGGCGCCUUGGGCGCUUGGGCUGGAGGAACGGUGGAAGACCCCAUGCACCGUGGGCAUCCUGGAGGGCCAAGAACUCGGAUCAUGUGAAAAAGCUGAGAAUGCGCCGGAUGGAUAGUCGAAGCCGCGCGCGGGGGCGACCCGUGAGGAACCAGAAAGCCCGAUGGCGCAGCAGCAGCCGUCCCAGGAUGGAUAGCCGAAGCAGAGCUCGAACCAAGGAGAGCCGCAGCCGGAGCCGCGGGAAAAACGCCCGCGGCCACGAUGGCCGCGAGCCGUUAGUGCGGCGUGCUGCUCCGCGGGCGAUCGAAGAGCCGGUGCCGCGGGUGUUCGGACUGCGGGGGCGCUCCUGCAGUCCGAGACCGGAGGACACGAACCCCUUCCGGAAGCCCUUCGCGGUGACGGAGGAGCAGCGAUCGAAGUCCAUUCCUUGCGACGGCUAUCUCUAUGCUACUUUGGAGUUCUCGAGCCCUUACGCUUUGCCACCCUGGUCUCACGAGCCACCUGAACGCUACAAUCACAAGACACGCACUGACGAGUCUGUGACGAAGUGGAAAUCCCUGCCCUCUGGCUGGGAACUCGCGGAGCCUAACGAGAAGGUGGUGGCUGAGGUCAUCAAGCCUUACCCCUGGGGGACCCAUAUGUUGGUCACCGACUCGGGGAAGUGCUACUGGACGGCCGGAGGCCCCCGACCGGGCACCCUGGAAGCGCUCUGGGACUACGAGAAGGGCAUCGGCAGGUACUUCUUGAGGCCCAAGUUCGGGGGGGAACGCCUCCCUCCAUGGACUGAUCCUGAUGAAGACCAAGACCAUGGCCGAGUGAAGCGUCCCGAUCGCGAAGAAAAAGCGUCGCGGAGUGUCAGUUUCGAUGCGCAGGACACGAUGCGCAGGGCACGAACCACAUCGGUCUCGACUCGCCCCGUCGACACCCCAUGCCUCGCCCGUGUUCCUCUAAGCAUCGACGGGCGUGUGGAGCGCGGUUUGUCCCGCCCAUCGGUGUCGCUGGGCGUGCAGGCGGUCGCGGAUCUGACCUUGGUCCGUGUGACCGUGGGACCUGACGAACUGAAGAUGCCAGUGGAUGAUGCUCUCAAUGGUGGCGCUGCGGAAAAGGCGUCAACGCCAGAGCGCCCCAAGGUGAAGGAGCGCUCAGCAUGCUCCGCGGGGAGAGAAUCUUCCUAUGCUCAACCACCGUCAUUAUUCGACUGGAACAUCCGUCAACAGACCCAGUAA
This is a messenger RNA of Durusdinium trenchii, 1299 nucleotides long. The record is from the annotation of a GenBank genome assembly. NCBI's taxonomy places the organism in Eukaryota, Dinophyceae, Suessiales, Symbiodiniaceae.